UGUCAUCGAACCGUCCGUCGCUGUCCUUUCCAUGCCUCGCUGCAAACUAGGACUCUCCUUCCUUUUCUUACUUUCGAAGUUUGCGCAACAAUCGGGGAAUCCAUUGACUUAAAAGCUCGUAUGGAAUGGGCCACAAUGACCUCACUGUUCCUCCAGUAAUAUCAGCCACACAGCCACGUACGUACGCUGAAUCUCCAAGACAGCCUUAAACAUCUCAGAAGCCCAACAAGGAUCGAAACGUCUGACACAGGUGAGACACCCCCUGCAACCUACCGGAGGCGCCACGACCUCGGCUGGCACCCCCUCCCCUCCCCGCCGUCGUGAGCGCACGGCCUCGCUCGUUCGAUCUCGAGUCAUGCGGCUCCUGUGCCUGCUCGCGUUGAUCCCGCUCGCCGCGGCGGAGUGCAAGUGCGAUAGCGAUGAGGAGGGACACAACAAGAGCCAGGCCCUCAAGUACAAGCUGGCGGCCAUCGCGUCGAUCCUCGUGGCGGGCACGGUCGGGGUGUGCCUCCCGAUCCUGGGGAAGACCGUCCCGGCUCUGCACCCGGAGAGGAGCAUCUUCUUCAUCAUCAAGGCCUUCGCGGCCGGGGUGAUCCUGUCCACCGGGUUGAUCCACGUCCUCCCCGACGCCUUCGAGAACUUGACCUCGCCGUGCCUGAGCGAGCGCCCGUGGGGGGAGUUCCCGUUCGCGGGGUUCGUGGCCAUGCUCGGCGCCCUCGGGACGUUGAUGGUGGACACGGUCGCCACUUCCUAUUUCAAGAAGCUGCAUGCCGACAACGCCGGAUCGGACAAGAGCGUCGGAGACGAAGAGAGGGCCAGAGAGAACCGAGGUCAAGUACCCGUCCACACGCACGCGACUCAUGGCCACUCUCACGGUCCAAUAUCGACGGACGCGGAGUCGGAUCUCCUGCGGCAUCGAGUGAUAUCUCAGGUGCUGGAGUUGGGGAUCGUGGUGCACUCGGUGAUUAUAGGGGUCUCACUGGGGGCUUCGGAGAGUCCAAAGACCAUCAAGCCUCUUGUUGCUGCCUUGUCCUUUCACCAGUUCUUUGAAGGCAUGGGUCUCGGUGGAUGCAUCACUCAGGCCAAAUUCAAGACUCGGGCGACUGUAGUCAUGGCACUGUUUUUCUCCCUCACGACGCCGAUCGGGAUUUGUAUAGGAUUGGGAGUCACCACUAAGUAUGAUGAGAACAGCCCGACGGCGCUCAUCGUGGAGGGCAUCUUCAAUGCUGCAUCUUCGGGGAUAUUGGUUUACAUGUCCCUGGUCGAUCUUCUUGCUGCUGACUUCAUGAGCCCAAAGUUGCAGAACAACGGGAGGCUCCUGUUUGGGACCAACGUGGCUCUUCUCCUCGGUGCUGGGUGCAUGUCUCUCCUGGCCAAAUGGGCUUGAAGCGAAGGAAGCAAAAAUAAAUGGAAAAAAAAGAGAUCAAACAGACGUUUUAGCUACUUGAAAGUCUCUGGCUUUUUCUUAGUCCUAGGCAUUAGUCAAUGAACAUAUAUGAUUGUUUCGACCAUUUCAUGAUGUUUGAACUUAAAGGAGAUGAUGAUUUUUAUAUGCUUGUGGAAUAGAUGUCGGAAAAAAAUAUGAAGACUGAUCCUGGUUGAUAUACACGCAAGAGAAGUACCUCGACAUAAAUGUAAAAGGUUUUUGUUCUUUUCGAUGUUGAUUUGGUAGUUGCCAUUGUCGUUCGUCCACUUCGUUGCAUGUUGUCCAAUAAAUUAUCAUUCACCCUUA
Eucalyptus grandis is the source of this 1732-nucleotide messenger RNA. RefSeq names its product zinc transporter 8. The record is from RefSeq and is a predicted model, not a curated record. NCBI's taxonomy places the organism in Eukaryota, Viridiplantae, Streptophyta, Magnoliopsida, Myrtales, Myrtaceae. Gene Ontology annotation, molecular function: zinc ion transmembrane transporter activity. Gene Ontology annotation, biological process: zinc ion transmembrane transport. Gene Ontology annotation, cellular component: plasma membrane. The transcript is spliced from 3 exons. The coding region runs from base 356 to 1387 and encodes 343 amino acids.